This is a messenger RNA of Acinonyx jubatus (cheetah), 1850 nucleotides long. RefSeq names its product GDNF family receptor alpha 1 (gene GFRA1). Gene Ontology annotation, molecular function: signaling receptor activity. Bases 416 to 1822 code for a protein of 468 amino acids. The transcript is spliced from 11 exons. The record is from RefSeq and is a predicted model, not a curated record. Gene Ontology annotation, biological process: nervous system development. Lineage: Eukaryota; Metazoa; Chordata; Mammalia; Carnivora; Felidae. Gene Ontology annotation, cellular component: signaling receptor complex; external side of plasma membrane.
AGGGCCGGCAGCGGAGCCAGCGAGCUGGCUGGAGGAGGGGGCGGCGAACUUCCAGGGAGAAGGGGCUCUUUCUGCGCCAGGGCUGGAGGAAGAGCUGCUGCCGCCGUGUGCUUCGACUCCCGGCAGCUGCUGGCUCCGCUCGCAGCGCUCGGAAAGUUGGGUCAGACCUGAACCCCUAAAAGCGGAACCGCCUCCCACCUUCGCGCCAGCCGCCCGCCGGGAGCUGAGUCGCCGGCGGCGGCGGCGGCGGCGGCGGACGGACCCGGGAGUUUCGUCUCGCACUGGAUGGAGCUGAACUUUGGGCGGCCAGAGCAGCGCGGCCGUCCGGGCAACGCUGUAUGCUGAGCUCCCCCGGAGAGACCCAGCGGCGGCUCGGGAUUUUUUGGGGGGCGGGGACCAGCUGCGCGCCGGCACCAUGUUCCUGGCGACCUUGUACUUCGCGCUGCCGCUCCUGGACCUGCUCCUGUCGGCGGAGGUGAGCGGCGGGGACCGCCUGGACUGUGUGAAAGCCAGCGAUCAGUGCCUGAAAGAGCAGAGCUGCAGCACCAAGUACCGCACGCUGAGGCAGUGCGUGGCGGGCAAGGAGACCAACUUCAGCCUGACAUCGGGCCUGGAGGCCAAGGACGAGUGCCGCAGUGCCAUGGAGGCCCUCAAGCAGAAGUCUCUCUACAACUGCCGCUGCAAGCGGGGUAUGAAGAAGGAGAAGAACUGCCUGCGCAUCUACUGGAGCAUGUACCAGAGCCUGCAGGGAAAUGAUCUGCUCGAAGAUUCCCCUUAUGAACCAGUUAACAGCAGAUUGUCUGAUAUAUUCCGGGUGGUCCCAUUCAUACCAGAUAUUUUCCAGCAAGUGGAGCACGUUCCCAAAGGGAACAACUGCCUGGACGCCGCCAAGGCCUGUAACCUCGACGACACCUGCAAGAAGUACAGGUCCGCGUACAUCACCCCGUGCACCACCAGCAUGUCCAACGAGGUCUGCAACCGGCGCAAGUGCCACAAGGCCCUGCGGCAGUUCUUUGACAAGGUUCCGGCCAAGCACAGCUACGGAAUGCUCUUCUGCUCCUGCCGAGACAUCGCGUGCACGGAGCGGAGGCGGCAGACCAUCGUGCCCGUGUGCUCCUACGAGGAGAGGGAGAAACCCAACUGCCUGACUUUGCAGGACUCGUGCAAGACGAAUUACAUCUGCAGAUCUCGCCUUGCGGAUUUUUUUACCAACUGCCAACCGGAGUCAAGGUCUGCCAGCAGCUGCCUAAAGGAAAACUAUGCUGACUGCCUCCUCGCCUACUCAGGGCUUAUUGGUACAGUCAUGACCCCCAACUACAUAGACUCCAGUAGCCUCAGCGUGGCCCCAUGGUGUGACUGCAACAACAGUGGGAAUGAUCUGGAAGAGUGCUUCAAAUUUUUGAACUUCUUCAAAGACAAUACAUGUCUCAAAAAUGCAAUUCAAGCCUUUGGCAAUGGCUCCGAUGUGACCGUGUGGCAGCCAGCCCUCCCAGUUCAGACCACCACUGCCACCACCACCACAGCCUUCCGGGUCAAGAACAAGCCCCUGGGACCUGCAGGGUCGGAGAAUGAGAUCCCCACUCAUGUUUUACCACCUUGUGCAAAUCUGCAGGCACAGAAGCUGAAAUCCAAUGUAUCGGGCAGCACGCACCUCUGUCUUUCUGAUCGUGAUUACGAAAAGAACGGCCUUGCUGGUGCUUCCAGCCACAUAACCACAAAAUCAAUGGCUGCUCCUCCAACGUGUGGUCUGAGCCCGCUUCUGGUUCUGGUGGUAACCGCCCUGUCCACCUUUUUGUCUUUAUCUUUGGCAGAAACAUCGUAGCUGCAUUUAAAAAAAAAAACAAAAACAA